Molecule: messenger RNA, 534 nt
Organism: Vigna radiata var. radiata (mung bean)
Lineage: Eukaryota; Viridiplantae; Streptophyta; Magnoliopsida; Fabales; Fabaceae
Product: late embryogenesis abundant protein 2
Exons: 2
Coding region: 94-426 (110 amino acids)
Source: RefSeq, a predicted model, not a curated record
CAUGAAACGCUAUAAAUAGAAAGAAAGCAAUUCAAACAUAGUCACGAGUGAGUUGAAAAAGAGAAAGUUUGAGAUUUGAGAUUUAAAGAGAAUAUGGCAUCCCAAAACCAAAGCUACGAAGCUGGUGAAACCAAGGGCCGAACUGAGGAAAAGACAAAGCAGACUGUGGGCAAUAUCGGGGAUAAGGCCCAGAAUAUGGCCCAAGCUGCGAAGGAGAAGACUAGCGACACUUCCCAAGCGGCAAAGGAGAAGGCCCAACAGAUGGGCCAGUCGACGAAGGAAUCGGCCCAAUCAGGUAAGGACAACACCCAAGGGUUCCUGCAGCAGACAGGGGAAAAGGUGAAGGGUGCGGCCCAAGGUGCUACAGAGGCCAUGAAGAAAACUCUUGGGCUGGACCGUAACGAUGAUUACAAUCGCAGACAUUAGUUACUAUGUUGUCGUGGUUUUACGCAGCAUCGCUUUUUAAAUAAGCUGCUAUUUCCACGCGCCACACUCUUGUUUCAUCCAUGUUCACUUCAAUGCUAUAUAUAUAUA